AUGGGAUCGGCAGACUUCGCGCAUGCAUUGGCGCAAUGGGUACUCGACGCGGGGAUUUACGAUCAGCACAAGUAUGAGGAAGCAGUGUGGAACAAGACUAAAGAGGUCAUGGCGGAAUUUGUGAACUACAUGGAUGAGCGGUUUAUACUAGAGUAUGCAUCGAACUGUGGUAACGCAGGAUGGAACCAUCCCGACUUUCCUACCCACGGUGACAUCUAUUUUGGACAGACGGUGGGGGAUAAAAUUGUAUGCGUACUGAUGGUAGGGGCCUUAUUUUUCAUGAAUGAGUGGACUAUUAAAGAAAUGACUCGACAGCCGGAAGAUCCAAUCAGUGAAAGCAUAAGGCAGCACUUACGAUGCAUAAUAGUACAUAUGUUCAGCGCCGUAUUAGACGCAUACGUGUGUCCGAGUGCGCGGGGCACAUCCUACGCAUGGAAGAGCAUGCAAGGAAUGCACAGUGGGACCGGAGGAUGGGCCGCAGGUUUAGUACAGGAGGGCAUAUGUGGUAAGGAAACAUUUGCGCAUGGGAAGAUGCGAACACUUGACUUAAAUGCAGAAGUCAAAGAAUGGUUAGGGCAGAAUAGCAGACUACAACAGGCAAUACAAAGGAUGAAAGGGGAUGCAGAAUGCGGGACAAAGUGGGAUAGCAAAUGGAAACUAGAGGACAUCCUGGCGCCUGGGAAUACACAGGAUACGCCAGGCUCGCAGAUUGUUCAGAUAGUCCACGACUUGAAGGCAGGACUGGGGGAAGUAUUUACGCAAAUCGCGACACCCCUGCAAGACACCCUGGUACAACGCGCAAGAGCACAGAAGGCACCGUUAGCGAACGAUGGCAAAAACGGGCAGACCGCCACCAAGGCGGCGACCACACCAUCAAAGGCACCGACAGUCGAGGUGUGCGUGUGCGGCCACGACGGAAGCGGUAGGGGCGACGAGGCCCGAGAUGACGAAGAUGAGGAUGCAGAACAGGAGGACGCGAAGGCGGGGACGGACAAGAACAAAAAGAAAGAAGACAGCAGUAACGGGCAGGUAGUAACGACGACACCAGAAGUACCACCAACUAAGGUACCAGAAGUACCAAAGGCGGUUGUUCCUGAGAAGAACACACCACAGGCAGGCAGCGGACCAGAUAGCAAGGGUAGGAAUGAUGAGGGGUUACCGGACGCCUUACCACAACCCCCAUCGGCCACAGGAGGAACAGGCGGGGAAGGACAAGGACCGGGUCAGGGACCAGGACCUGGACAACCACCCCCACCUUCACCACAACAGGAAGGAUCACCGCCGGGGAACAAUAGUAGAAAGGAGCCACCAGCAUCCGCAGCCGGCACAUCGGGACCUAAGGUGGACGAGGAUGGAAACAAGCACAACCCAAAGGUAGACGCGCCGACACCAGGUGAGAAAGAGAGAAAAGUAGUUGAAAGCAAGACUGCUGAAACUCUACUUGGUACUGCAGUCAUAACAACUGAGAUCACCACCACAACCUAUGAUCCCACUGGUGGAGUUGGUAUGGAUACUAUUAAUAAGUUACUGCAGGAGCAAGAGAAGAAGGAGAAAAGAACUGAAGAAGCAAGCAAUGAGCCGACAAAGAGUGCAGUGGUACCUGACACUAAAAGCACAGAUAGCGCUGGUGAUUCUUCCAAAACGAAGGCUGCAGAUGGGGAAAGUAGAAAUACUGAAAACACAAAAGUUGAGGAUCAUCAACCAGGAAGUACCGGUGUUCAGGAUGCCGUCGUUGACGGCGGCAACGAUGACCCCCCUCCUCUCAAUCCACCCAAACCUAAACCGAACCCAGAUCAAUCGGGCAGUAGUGGCAGUUUCAGUGAUGCUGAUUUGGCGGAUGGAGUUGGUGGUGGGGAACAAAAGGGAGGUGCAAGUGGUGGAGGAGGCGGUGCUGCCGUUGGUGGAAGUGGUGGACGUGGUGCAGAUGCAGCCGUUACCCCUGACAUCCCUUCCGUUCCGCCCGGCCUCACAUGGGAAGAUAUUAAGCCGUACACCCCCGCGAUCAUUCCAGCGGUGGUUGGUAUUGCGGUCAUUGCCUUUUUCCUACGGAAUGCAAGCACACUAGGUACAUCCUCGGCUAAUGGCACCAGCCAAUUUGACAUGGUACAUGGAACUACCGUUGGAACGACCACCGUGUCAUUGAGUGAUGGAACGGAUGUAGGGAAACGGGGUCAACGUAAAUUCUACGAAGGUUGUGCGACGGGUAGUCCGGCGACAAACACGAUGUUCGAUAACAUGCGGAGAAAAUUACAGUCCAGGGACAAAGUAAACAAGCCACAGCACAAAAAGAAGUCAGUGCACGAUGGAACUACAGGGAAUAGUUGUAGAAGGGGUUUGAAGAAAUGCAAACGUUGUAAAAUGUGGAGAAGGGUAUGGUUGGGGCUCAUAGUAGUGGCCACAGUGCUGUAUACAUUCCUUAUAUCGCCCGCAGCACAAAGCAUCGUGCAGACGUCGUUAAUGUCGCAGGGAGCACAACUCGGUUUGUGGAUGUUGAUGGGCACGUAUGGAGCUUUCGUACUGAUUGUAAUUGUGUAUUGCUGCGUGCUAAUAUGUUUUUGCUGCUCUAAAACAGGGAAAUGUUUAUUGGAUAAAAUUUGGAAGAAGAAGGAGAAGGAGGAAGCUCCCACAGAAACGGAAAAAAACGAAGCAGAAGUAAAUAAAGAAUCGAAGAAGACGUGA
Plasmodium fragile is the source of this 2679-nucleotide messenger RNA. RefSeq lists its product as uncharacterized. The record is from RefSeq and is a predicted model, not a curated record. Bases 1 to 2679 code for a protein of 892 amino acids. The transcript has 7 exons. Lineage: Eukaryota; Apicomplexa; Aconoidasida; Haemosporida; Plasmodiidae.